Molecule: messenger RNA, 1423 nt
Organism: Eptesicus fuscus (big brown bat)
Lineage: Eukaryota; Metazoa; Chordata; Mammalia; Chiroptera; Vespertilionidae
Product: putative coiled-coil domain-containing protein 144B
Exons: 2
Coding region: 95-1405 (436 amino acids)
Source: RefSeq, a predicted model, not a curated record
CUGUGUGGAGCUAUAAAAAGAUCCAGUAUUUGUGAUUGACUCUGCUGGGCCUGGGUGCACCCAGAAGGUGCCUCCUUCCACCAGCAUCAAGCCCAUGGGACAGCUGAGCAAAAAGCGCAAGUCACUUGGAGACUCGGGCUACCUCUGCCUACAAGCUUUCUGCUGGGGUCAGUCACUAAAAGAGCUCCUGUUGGUAUGUGAGUUGCAUGAGGAUAAAGUUAUUUCAGAAACACAUACCCGGACAGCAAAGACAUCUGAAAAUCAAAACAAGCUAAUUCAUCUUGCAACCUUGCAUCUGGAAAAAAUGACUCAAGAAUCACAAAUAAAUAGGGCAUGUGACAAAGAGGAUAGAUCUGCAUAUUCAGGACACUCUUCUGUGCAAAAGGAUGAGGAAAUGUGCAUCAAACAAGGCACGUUAGAGCAGAGGAAGAACUUACAACUUUCCAAAGAUGAGUCAAAGCAGAAGUCACAUGAAUUUUCUGGAAAACUAAAAAUGACUGGAUGCCCUGAGGAAGAGCCACCAUGUGAUAACUCUAAAGGAGGAGCAAGAUUCAGACAAAUGCCUUCUAAUUUGACACGUAAAAUGCUUGAUUGUGAGGGAAAAGAUGCGUUUGGAAAGUCUAUCUCUGCAGCAUUACAAACAUUUCCUGAACGAGAAGAAACCACUCUCAAAAUUGUUUCUCCAUCUCAUGCAGACCCUGGGUCCCCUGAAGACUCUUCCUGGUCCUCCUCUUUUGAGCUUUCUUUAAGAGAAAAGGAAUUACAUUCUGAAAAUGAUCACAAACCUGAUGCUGAACACGUUUUAAACAAAAAUGAAGAGAGUUUUUAUAAUGACACAGAAAGUGAAAAAGUAAGGACCUCAGUAGUUAAGUCUGAAGUGAGAGAAGACCAAGAGUUUGCUAUGCAGAUGACAAAAAAUAUGAACCCAAAUACCACAGAUUGGAAAUUAGGCAUGGGACCUACACCUCAGUCUAGUGAUCCGAAAAGCCAUUUUGAUUUGUGCCUUGUCCGCUGCAAUGAAACACAACCCAUGAUUGAAAUAAAAAAGCACGAUAUGCCUGCUGUUACAAAUACUUAUAAGGAAACAAAGCCAAAUCAAGACUUGUUCCAGAAGCCAUUGUGUGCAGAUCAUUGCAGUGCUAAUUAUUGUAAAAGCUUGGACUCUAAAUUAAAAGAUGACCAUUCCUCUGCACUGCACAAUGACACAACACCUGGAGUAUACGUAAUUGAAGAACUACAGCAAGAUUUACAAACAUUAAAGAAUGACAUAGACAUGGUCAAAGAAGAGCGCCUGGCUUGGAAAAAAAUGAUUGUUCAACUUCAAAAAGAGGUAGAAUUUAAUUUGCUGCUACUCUGUUUUUUCUCUUUAUCAAUUCUCUGGUCCAUUCUGAUUUUCCACUUCUGAAAAAUAUAUUGUACAAAA